Colletotrichum chrysophilum is the source of this 1020-nucleotide messenger RNA. RefSeq lists its product as uncharacterized. The record is from RefSeq and is a predicted model, not a curated record. The transcript has a single exon. Lineage: Eukaryota; Fungi; Ascomycota; Sordariomycetes; Glomerellales; Glomerellaceae. Bases 1 to 1020 code for a protein of 339 amino acids.
AUGGGACUGAACUGGAUGCAGGUGGCACUCGGCCAUCACAUACAAGAACCCGAGCCCUGGCUCUGCAGCGUGACGAACAACUUCCCUCUGGCUAUGGCCAUAUCAAUGGCCAAAGGUCUGAAAGAAAUUGAUGUACUUGUCGGAGCAUCAGAGACUGUCCUCACCAACUCUCCGUGUACCGAGAAGGGGGCCUACCGAGAUACGUGGUACACUUUGACUGGCGGCAACGUCCCCGAGGGCUUCAAAAUCUGCCCGGCUUGCUAUGCGGCGUGGGUCGUCCCCCUCAAGCUUGAUCGAUUCUAUGAGACAGCACGAGGUGUAGAUCCCACAAAGCCCUUUGUUUGCAGUCUUCACUCUUCAAGCCCGCGAUGGACGCAGCAGAUUUAUCGCUGGUCGGAGGCUAUUGAGACGGGUGUCUGGUCAAGAUACUCCAACUGGGUCCGCACGUUCGCCGAUGUUCCACCCUGCGCAGGAGAUGGACAGAUUAUGAACGCCAAGUGGUACGGCUGGGAGGACUGCACCAUAUGUGCGGAUUGCUGGGUCACUUUCUGCAAGGACGCACAUCCCGCCGCCGCCAGCCUGCCGAUGGAUUACCACAAACAGCUCGUGCCAGACGCCAGGAUGUGCUGCAUGUACUCCCCGCGAAUGCGACAGAAGUGGGUAGAGGCCUGUCAAGCCGGCGAUGCAGGUGAUCUCAUUGCGUUGUCCAGGACGAGAAUCCAGGUGUACGUCCAGACGGUGGUGGAAAUCCGGAGGCUGAGACAGGUGCACCAGAUGCAGCUCUUGCAGUCCCAGAAUGCCGGCACCCAGAGCCUCUCUUGGGCUAACAUAGAGAGGACCAGGCUCCUUGUUGGGACAGAUGGGUAUCAACACGGAAAUAGCACGCUGGGAUGGCAUGCGACGAGCGAGGGGGCCACAAGUGCAGCGUACAUGCAAGAGAUGAAUAGUCUUGCGAGCCAGUCUUGGGGCACUCUGGUCCAGAUUGAGAAUUUGCAGAACCAGUGGAAGAUGUUCGAGUGA